Dioscorea cayenensis subsp. rotundata (Guinea yam) is the source of this 1335-nucleotide messenger RNA. Its product is annotated as peroxidase 42-like. NCBI's taxonomy places the organism in Eukaryota, Viridiplantae, Streptophyta, Magnoliopsida, Dioscoreales, Dioscoreaceae. The transcript has 4 exons. Gene Ontology annotation, molecular function: heme binding; peroxidase activity. The coding region runs from base 56 to 1066 and encodes 336 amino acids. Gene Ontology annotation, biological process: hydrogen peroxide catabolic process; response to oxidative stress. The record is from RefSeq and is a predicted model, not a curated record.
AGGGUGCUUCACUAGAAAGCACACAUUAUUUCUACUGCUUCUCUUUCAAAGAUCAAUGGCUUCUUCUUCUUCUUCUUCAUCUUGGUGUGUUUUCUUAGUGGUUUUUCUGGGUUUGGUUGCAGCUGGACUAGGACAGGAUCAAGAUAGAGAUGAAGAACCAGGCCUUGUGAUGAACUUCUACAAAGACUCUUGUCCUCAAGCUGAGGACAUUAUAACAGAACAAGUCAAGCUUCUCUAUAAACGCCAUAAGAACACUGCCUUCUCUUGGCUCAGAAAUAUUUUCCAUGAUUGUGCUGUUCAGUCAUGUGAUGCAUCACUUCUGUUGGACACUACAAGAAGGACUUUGUCAGAGAAAGAGACUGAUAGGAGCUUUGGGUUGAGGAAUUUCAGAUAUUUGGACACCAUUAAGGAAGCUGUGGAGAGGGAGUGCCCUGAAGUUGUUUCUUGUGCUGAUAUCCUUGUUCUCUCUGCUAGAGAUGGCAUUGUUGCGCUUGGAGGACCAUACAUACCACUUAAGACAGGGAGAAGAGAUGGGAGGAAGAGCAGGUCUGAUGUUGUGGAGCAAUACUUGCCUGAUCACAAUGAGAGCAUUUCUUCAGUUCUUGACAAGUUUGGUGCUAUGGGCAUUGAUACUCCUGGAGUUGUUGCUCUUCUUGGUGCACACAGCGUAGGAAGGACACAUUGUGUGAAACUAGUGCAACGUCUAUACCCAGAAGUGGACCCAGCACUGAACCCGGACCACGUGCCGCACAUGUUGAAGAAGUGUCCGGACUCAAUCCCAGACCCAAAGGCCGUGCAAUACGUGCGCAACGACCGUGCCACGCCCAUGAAACUAGACAACAACUAUUACCGUAACAUUCUUGACUCUAAAGGACUCUUGCUCGUCGACCACCAGCUCGCACAUGACCCGCUCACGCGCCCGUUUGUUAAGAAGAUGGCUAAGAACCAAGACUACUUCUUUAAAGAGUUUGGUCGUGCCAUAACUAUCUUGUCUGAGAACAACCCGCUCACUGGUUCAAAGGGUGAGAUCCGGAAGCAGUGCAAUGUUGCCAACAAACACCACUGAACAUUUUAAUCAUGUUCACAUUUUGCAUUUGCGCAUAUGUUGGUAAUAAGUACUGAUGUCAUGCUCUGUGUUUUUGGCGUUGGUAUUGGUACUCAUGUUGCUUUGCUUUUCCUAUUGUCAUUUUGUUGUUGCUGUUGGUUUAAUUGGGUUCCUUUUUUUUUUUUUGGCUAUGUUUAUGAUGUAGUUGAUGCUCUUCUUUGUUGUGUAAAUUUAAUAAGAAUGGAGAAGAGUUUAUAUUUAGAAAUUUGGUGUUAUAUAUAUAGGGCAAG